This is a messenger RNA of Morus notabilis, 2877 nucleotides long. Its product is annotated as putative leucine-rich repeat receptor-like serine/threonine-protein kinase At2g24130. The transcript has 2 exons. Gene Ontology annotation, biological process: hormone-mediated signaling pathway; protein phosphorylation. Gene Ontology annotation, molecular function: ATP binding; protein kinase activity; protein binding. Lineage: Eukaryota; Viridiplantae; Streptophyta; Magnoliopsida; Rosales; Moraceae. Gene Ontology annotation, cellular component: plasma membrane. The coding region runs from base 1 to 2877 and encodes 958 amino acids. The record is from RefSeq and is a predicted model, not a curated record.
AUGGUUUAUGUCAAUACCAUGUUUCUGUUUCUUGUGCUACAACAUGCAGUCGUAACUUGGGUUUGGGGCCGCGCAGCUCGGGAUCAUGGUCCUUAUCACCACCAUCCUCGCCACUCUCUGGUCGUGGACAAAGCCGCUCUUCUGCGAUUCAAGAAAGGCAUCACAGAAGAUCCCUUUUCCGUGCUUUCAAACUGGAAUGACUCCGUUCAUGUCUGCCACUUCAACGGUGUAAAAUGCGACAGAAAUCACCACCGAGUUUCUCAACUUGUCCUCAACGAGAGUCAACUCGUCGGUGUCCUUUCGCCAUUUCUUUCGAAUCUCACCGGUCUUCGUAUUCUAUGGAUUGUUAAUAGUCACUUGUUUGGAACUAUUCCUCGUGAAUUCUCUUCCCUUACACACCUUAAAUCUCUCUUGCUUGAAGGGAAUAACUUGUUCGGUCCAAUACCAGAUUCCCUUUCCCUUCUUCCCAAUCUAAAAACUGUAAUUCUCUUGGAUAACAAUUUGAACGGUACAUUUUCCCCUGCUUUCUUCUCAAACUGCUCCUCAUCCUUUCAAAAUCUAGACGUUUCUGCAAACUCCUUUUCCGGAGAAAUCCCAACAGAGAUUGGGAAUUGCGUAAACUUAUGGAGCCUCAAUCUGUACAACAACCGAUUCAGUGGAGUACUUCCUCUGUCUUUAAUAAAUAUUUCAUCACUUUUGAAUUUAGAUGUGGAAUACAAUCAUUUUUCAGGUGAAUUACCCACAGAGAUUAUUGGCAGUUUCCCUUCCCUUAUUUUUCUUCAUCUGUCGUUUAACAAGAUGAAAAGCCAUAAUGGGAACACUGAUCUUAGCCCAUUCUUUGAUGCUGUUCGGAACUGCACUGGCCUAGAGGAGCUCGAGAUGGCGGGCAUGGGCUUCGGCGGAACAUUGCCUGCUUCCAUUGGCCAAUUCCUUGGUGCCAACUUGACAGUCAUGUUAUUGCAAGACAACAAAAUUUUCGGAUCAAUUCCUCCAAGUAUAUCUAAUUUUUCAAAGCUUAGGAUGUUGAACUUGUCAUCCAACCUCAUGACUGGAACAAUUUCGGAUGAAAUGCGCGUGUUACCGAGGUUGGAACAACUGUUUCUGUCGCACAACUGCUUCUCUGGUCCAAUUCCAAAAGUGUUGGGCAAAUUUCCUUCUUUGGGUUUGCUUGAUCUUUCACAUAACAAAUUCUUUGGAGAAAUCCCAGAAAGUCUAGGAAAUUUGUCUCGGUUGAGUAAUAUGUUCCUCAACAACAAUCAGCUUUCUGGUAAGAUUCCUUCCACGUUGGGACGCUGCACGGAGCUGCUGACGAUUGAUUUGUCCUACAAUAGGCUGGCGGGGAAAAUCCCUUCUGAAAUAUCAGGUAUGAGUGGAAUUAGAAUAUUUAUAAACUUCUCAAAUAAUCAGCUUGAAGGCCCUUUGCCACUCGAGCUAAGCAAACUAGAAGAUGUUCAAGAGAUGGACUUUUCAUCGAACAACCUCAGCGGAUCCAUUUUCCCGCAGAUAUCAAGCUGCAUUUCAGUGCGGUUGAUAAAUUUCUCGAAUAACUCUCUAGAAGGGAAACUUCCAGAUUCUCUAGUUGAUCUAAAAGACCUUGAAAGUUUUGAUGUUUCAAGGAAUCACUUGUCUGGAAUAAUUUCAUCAAAGCUGAACAAUAGUGUCACACUUACAUAUCUUAACCUCUCAUUCAACGACUUUGUGGGAACAAUUCCCUCCGGGGGCAUCUUCAAUUCUGUCACCCAAUUGUCAUUCUUGGGAAAUUCGCGUCUUUGCGGAAUAGUUGGUGGCACACCAUUACCCUGCUGCAAGCGACCCCUCUGCACUCACAAGAGACAUUUAUUUCAUUCUCGAGUUUUCCUGAUCGUCUUUCUCAUUAUGACGAUAUUAUUAGCCUUGUUCUUGGCAACAUGUUGUGCCUUCUGCUUCGGGUGCAUUGUUGUGGUUCCAUCCAAAAAGGCUCAAGUUGUAACAGAACCAACAUCACCCGAAUUCAUUCACAACAUCCCAAGGAUCACAUAUAGAGAGUUGGCAGAUGCCACUGAAGGGUUUCAUGACAAGACACUAAUCGGCUCGGGCAGCUAUGGGCACGUAUAUAAGGGAGUUCUUUCAAACGGAACAACCAUUGCUGUAAAGGUGUUACACACGCAAUCUAGUAGCUCGAUCGAUAGUUUUCGCAGAGAAUGCGAAGCCCUGAAAAUAAUUCGACACAGGAAUGUGAUCAGGAUUAUAACAGUGUGCAGUUUCCCUGAUUUCAAGGCACUUGUUUUUCCUUACAUGGCAAAUGGGAGUUUGGACAGCCGUCUCUAUGAACUUCCGUCGAACCGUUUAUCUUCACGUUCUUCUUGUCUGACUCUGGCACAAAGAGUAAACAUAUGCAGUGAUGUAGCGGAAGGAAUGGCUUAUUUGCAUCACCAGGCUCCAAUUGUAGUCAUACAUUGUGAUCUAAAGCCAAGCAAUGUACUUCUUAAUAGUGACAUGACGGCUUUGGUUUCUGAUUUCGGGAUUUCAACAUUGCUAACUCCAAAAGGAGCUGCUGAGAACUUAGAAAACUCUACUUCAGACAAUAUUUUAGUUGGCUCUGUUGGAUACAUCCCACCAGACGACAUGUUUGUUGGGGGGCUAACACUACAGCACUGGGUCAGCAAGAGUUAUCGCCAUGAAAACAUUGAAAAAGUGGUAGAUGCUGGUAUGGCGAGGGCUUCACGAGAUCUCUCAAGUAAGAGGAAGAAAAUAUGGGAAGUUUCAAUUGGAUCUUUGAUUGAGCUGGGCCUUCGUUGCACACAAGAUUCUCCCUCAUCUAGGCCCACAAUGUUAGAUGUUGCUGUUGAUCUUAAUCGGUUGAAGAGAGAUCUUUGUCGUGUCACUAAAAUAAUCUAA